Oikopleura dioica is the source of this 1620-nucleotide messenger RNA. Lineage: Eukaryota; Metazoa; Chordata; Appendicularia; Copelata; Oikopleuridae. The record is from the annotation of a GenBank genome assembly.
AUGGCUCCACCAGAGAUUAAUCCGGGUUCCAACAUGUCAGACGGGCUUUCAGGAAUCAGAGAUUCAAAAGUUAGCUCAUGGCCGGACGUCCGAAACCCUGCCAGUUUACGAUGUAAGCGCAAGGCUUCAGACCAGACAUUAGACGAACACGCCGACCCCGAAAAUCCUGACUUCUUUUUGGAAAACUUCGAUGUUGAAAAGAAAACGCGAAAGAUCAUGGCACAAGAGAGCUUUCCUCGACAACGAUUUGGACGGCCGUGCGACUCUUUUGAUAAAUACUGCGACCCAGCGAAUCCGGUGAUUGUCCGCGGCGAGCAAAUUCUCGAUGCGACGCAUAGAAUCAAGUCCGGCAUCAUUCGAACCCCCUGUAAUUAUUCGAAGAUGUCCAGAACACUUGGUCUAGACUUGUACCUCAAGAAGGAUUACUUGCAAGUUACAGGCAGUUUCAAAGAGCGAGGCGCACGAUAUGCAUUGAUAAAAUUAAACAAGGAUCAGCGAAUGAAGGGAGUUAUCUCUACCUCAGCCGGUAACCAUGCACAAGCACUGGCUUAUCAUGGACGAGACCUCGGAAUUCCCGUAACUGUCUGUAUGCCAAAAAUCGCUCCUCUUGUAAAGGUUGAAAGCUGCCGCGAAAUGGGUGCAGAAGUCAUUCUCUACGGCGAUUCUUUCGACGAAACCCGCGACCACGCAAUGAAAAUUUCAGCUGAGCGCGAUCUCACCUACAUCAACGGAUUCGAUCAUCCCGACGUCAUUGCUGGACAAGGAUCCGUCGGUGUUGAAAUCCUCGAUGAUGUACCUGACGUUGAAUACAUCAUCGUUCCCGUCGGCGGUGGAGGCCUCAUCGCCGGAAUCGCGAAAGCUGUCAAGCAUCUGAAACCCGACGUUAAAAUUAUCGGAGUUGAAUCAGAGCGAUGCCCAAGCUGGCAAACCCGUCAAAUGCUCGGAAAGCACACAAAGUGUGUAUGGUCCCAGUGGGGUGCGAAAAACACUAUCGCCGACGGCUUAGCUGUUGCUGAAGUUGGCUGCAAUGCUUAUGCCACGUGCAAUGAUCUGCUUGAGAAGGUCAUUUCGAUUUCUGAAGACUGGAUUUCGAUUGCGAUUCUGAGACUUCUUGAGAAAGAAAAAGCCGUGACCGAAGGUGGAGGUGCAGCAGGUGUUGCGGCCAUUAUCGCCAAUGCUCUUCCAGAAUUGCGGGGAAAAAAAGUAUGCACUGUACUUUGUGGAGGAAACAUCGAUGCAUCGACGCUCACUCGUGUUAUCGACAGAGGACUCACCGCGGAAGGAAGAAUUAUGCGUUUCACUGUCAAUGUUCAAGAUCGCCCUGGAGGAAUGGUCGAAAUGCUCAAAAUUGUUUCUGAUGUCGGUGCUAGUGUAAAAGAAGUUCAACACGACCGAAUGUUGCUGACUGCAUUUGUUUAUAAAGUCGCUCUGAUCGCAACUGUAGAAACUCGAGGUCGUGAAAAUGCGCAGGAACUGGUGCACAAGCUAAAGGAGAGAUACAACGACGAAGUCACCUUCCAUACUGUCAGCGCCUGCCACUACGGAGAACCUACUCCUGCUAUGCUUGCCCAGUCAGCUGAUCCCACGCAAGAAACAGUCUCGGAAGAAAAUCUUGGAUAA